UGACAUUCCAAGUUCCUCUAGACGUUCCAAGUUCCUCCUCACAUUCCUGCACCAGCCUGCCUCUGUGGAAUUCCAUCAAUCCACACAUUUCCACCCCACAAGCCGAGAGUUUCAUUUCAUUACCUUCCAACGUCCCUCUCACCACCGCCAUUUCCGGUCCGCUUUUCAAGUCCUGGCGAGACGACUCUUGGCUGAAGCGUCGCUCAUUGCCACCACAUUCAGCUGCUUUGCCUUGAGCCUUCCCACUCCGUUCACCUCAUUUCCCGCACACCCGCAUCCCGCUCCGAUACCCGCGUCCAUCGCCUACAUUAAACGAUAACCGUCGGCAACACUUCUCCGUGCCAUUGUCACCCUACAUCCGAUAAUAGCUGGCUCACGCCAUCCUAUUUAUUACCGCUACCGCCAACGCUAGUAGCGCUCUCGUAAUCUCCAUUUGCUUCUGAGUCGACGCAAGAUAGCAUUUGGAGCUCGUUCGUCGCCACUUCUUGUCAACGCUUCAACGUCUGUCGAACAAUCGCUAUCUCAGAGUUCUUUUAUUGCAGUGUUAACCUUGACGACAUUUGCCACUGGAAGUUCGCGUUCGUUGGCUUUCAUUAGCCAUCGCUAGCGUUCGCUAACUUUGAUUAGCGUCGUCAGUUUUCGUCAGCCUUCGUUAGCUUUCGCUAACUUUGGUUAGCAUCGUCAGCUUUCGUCAGCCUUCGUUAGCUUUCGGGGUCGCAUUCCUCCAUGGCGAGCGCCGCUUUGAUGCGAGCAGCUGUCAGAAGGACUCGAGAUGUCAUGCGGUGUGGCCCUGCAGCAGCCGCGUUGCUGAAUGUUCAUCCGGAUCAUCCUGGCCGUUCAUCGCGGCCCUUCCACCAUGGCCGAGCUGUCAUUGUGAACAAGCGCGGAGCCGACCUCCUCCACGACCCCUGGUUCAACAAACACACGGCGUUUGAGGCGCCUGAACGGGAUCGCUUGGGGCUGAGGGGCCUCCUUCCGCCGGGCUACCAGACUAUGGAGGAGCAAAUGCAGCAGUUCAUGCGGCAGUACGAUUCGAUUGACCGCAAGCCAAGGUCGGCAGACGACCCCGUGGACCUGCAGAAGUGGCGCAUCCUGAACCGCCUGCAUGACAGAAACGAGACGCUCUACUAUCGGAUCCUUAUGGACAACAUCCAGGAGAUGUCUCGCAUUGUGUACACCCCCACUGUGGGCACGGUGUGCCAGCGCUACGCCUCUCUCUUCCGCCGCCCGCGAGGCAUGUACUUCAGCGCCAACGACCAGGGGGAGAUGGCCAGUAUGGUGCACAACUGGCCCUCCGAUCGUGUUGACAUCAUUGUCAUAACGGACGGCAGCAGGGUGCUGGGAGUGGGAGACUGUGGCGUGCAGGCGGUGUCUGUGCCUGUGGGGAAGCUGGACAUGUAUGUGGCUGCUGCUGGCAUCAACCCCAAUAGGGUGCUGCCUGUUGUCUUUGACGUGGGCACCAACAACAGCGAGCUCAUGAAAGACCCUCUCUACCUGGGUCUGCGCCACCCGCGCAUUGACGGGGAGGACUACCUGGAGCUCAUCGACGAAUUCAUGGAGGCGGUUACCACCCGAUGGCCCAAAGUGAUCAUUCAGUUUGAGGAUAUGGAGCGCAAGUGGGCGCACGUCCUCAUGGACCGCUACAGGCACCAGUACCGCACCUUCAAUGAUGAUAUUCAAGGAACAGGCGGGCUCGCUGUGGCUGCCCUCACGAACGUGCUGAGGGCGCAGGAGCUGCCGCCCAGUGAAUUGGCCAACACGAAAAUCGUUGUUACAGGAGCAGGCAGUGCGGUGCAGGGCAUGCUGGUGGCGCUGCAGAAGGCGAUGGUGGCGCAUCUGGGGGAGAGCAAGCACAACUACGUGGAGGCAGCCCGCAACUUCUGGAUCGUGGAUAACAAGGGCCUAAUGACUGAAGCCAGGAGUGCGGCGCCCAACCUCCUCAGAGGCUUUCUGCGGCCGGCAGCAGAGGCGCGGGGGGAGGGGGCCCUGCAGGAGGGAGCCCCCUUGGCGCAGGUGGUGAAGGCAGUGAAACCAGAUGUGCUGUUUGGGCUGUCGGGGAAGCACCACCUGUUUGACAAGGAAGUGUUGAGGGCUGUGAAGAACAGCGGCGUAGCGAGGCCGGCUAUCUUCCCCCUCUCGUGCCCUACUAGCCACUCCGAGUGCACGGCGCAGCAAGCUUUCGAAGGCGUGGGGCCGAAUGCCCUCUUCCUUGCGGGAGUGAACUACCCCUCCGUCCGCUUCCCUGAUGGCAAGAUCGGUCACUCCACCCAGGGCAACCACAUCUUUCUCUUCCCUGGCAUUGCAGCAGGAACACUCCUAUCAGGCGCUCGCCUCGUGUCGGAGGGCAUGAUUCACGCUGCAGCCAAUGAGGUGGCGCACUAUAUCUCAGAUGACGAUGUCAAGAAGGGGAUUCUCUUCCCGCCACUGUCCAGCAUCCGUGACAUCACAUCACACGUGGCAGUGGCAGUGGCGCGCAAGGCAGCAGAGGAAGGCCUGGCUGAUGGCAUUCCCAGCCUGCAUGCCGACCAGCUGCUCACUCUCUCCAAGGAUGCUCUAAGGAAGCAGGUGGAGAAGCGCAUGUGGGUGCCAAUGUACUCCACACUCAUCUAUGGGGCUGACUUGGCCAAGUAGUAGCACUUCAGUUAUGUCAUGCUGUAUGGUCCAUCAUCCACGCGAGCUUUGUCAUAAACAUAUCAGCAAACGAUUUGCAAUACGUGUAUCAGCCCUGCAUCUUGGAGCCCAUUGCAAGCACAACCACUCUAUUUUGACAAAAACAGUCCAAAGUUUGCACAGUAAAAGUUUUGGUACAUU
Closterium sp. NIES-67 is the source of this 2811-nucleotide messenger RNA. The record is from the annotation of a GenBank genome assembly. Lineage: Eukaryota; Viridiplantae; Streptophyta; Zygnematophyceae; Desmidiales; Closteriaceae.